AUGGGAAAUGUGCCCGGUUGGUUGAAAUCACUUCGUUUACAUAAGUAUACUCAAUUGCUUCAACAAAUGGAUUAUAAUGAAAUGAUGCAGUUAACUGAACAAAAACUUGAGAAAUUAAAUGUUACGAAAGGCGCACGAAAAAAAAUUUUACAAAGUAUACAAAAACUUCAUGAACGUGUACAUCAAAUCAGACAACUUGAAACGUCGAUCGACGAGAAAAGUGGUGACAUGGCAUGCGUUAUCAUGGAACUUCGAAAUACAAUGAAUACACCGAUACGUGCAUUUGUUCCGAAAUAUUUGGCGAGAAAUGGAUAUUGCGAUCGUGAAGAAAAUGAUGGUGAACUUGAUGAUGAAAAUCUUCCUGGUCAUAUUAUACGAUUACUUGGGAAAAUUUAUUCGGUACUUGUGGAUCCAUGCGAAACUCGAUUAUUUUCCUUAGAUGAUGAAUAUUUCUAUUGUUUGGAUCAGAUUUUUGAUAGAAUUGCUAUGCAUGAGGCGUUCACUGUAGUGCAAAAACGUUGUACAGCGAAUUGGAGGCUUCGAUUGCGUGCAAUGCAUAGUAUUUUAAACAGUUUGAGAAAUCAGAAGAUCUUAUCUUAUUCGUCAACAAAUUAUUCGACGAAAAGUCGACUCAGUAAUCAGUGUUCACGAAAUGUACCAAUGAAACAGGCAAAUGGAGGAACAUUGCGAGAAGCGUUAUUAACGAGAUUAUCUGCUUGUGAAACAGCAGCUCAAAUGGUGUCGCAGUCUGCAUUACAAACCUUUUUAGAGACACGAAAUGCUCAAGCUGCUGCAACUGCUUAUUAUUUAGGUCUCGCUUCUAUCACCUCGUUGUUACCACACUAUAUGCUAUCACUUCACGAUCUUAUAAAUGCAAGAAAUAUGCAGUGCAGUCCAAAUGAUUAUUAUCCACAAAUGAACGAUCAGUUUUCGCCUCAUAUUUUCUCACCAACUAAUCAACAGUUUCACUCUCAGCAUCAGCAGCACCAUAUACAGCAACAGCGUCAUCACCAUCACCUUCAACGACGGCAUCAUCAUCAACAACAACAAAUGAAGGUUGCUUCAUCGAAGAUGACUUUUGAAGAAAUGAUGUUGCAAAUGAGUUUUAAUAAACCUAAAGAACCACUAAACCAGUUUAUCAAUUCACAAAAUAUGAAAGAUUCUUCACUAAUGUACGCAAAUAAUUUUUCUCAACAACAACAGUUCUGGAACAAUUUUUACGAAAAUAAUUCGGCAAUUUUUGAUAUGCAACAAAAUUCAGUGGCGAAAACAAAUUCGUCGCACAACAUUUUAAGUAAAAGUAGUGAUCGGUUGGACACAACAUCUCCAGCAAUGUCAUCAAAGGCAUUGACACAAGGAUCAUCAUUAUCAUCACAAGAAGCUUCAGUUAACGAAUCGCGUUUAACUCGAACUUAUCUUGGUUCAAUUCAGUUUAACCCGCUUAUUGAACCACUAACUGUUGACGUUUCACACCAACCAACAAUGAUUAAUAACAAUAAAUUACCUUCACUGCGAUGCACAUCGAAAACUGGCAAUUAUUCUAAUGAUCGAGCGUUAAUCGAUCAGACCAACAAUUUUCCAAUGAAACCGUCAAUCAGUGAAAAUCUGUACCAUCAUCAUCAAAGUGUUAUGAGUGAACAUAAACGAGAAUCAGACUCUAACGCGACAAAUACUUGGUCGAUAUUCAGUCCGUCAUCUGUAAAUAUGCCCCCAACAUCGCCUAUACACGUGCAAAACGUCGAACAACUUCAGCAGUAUAUCUUUCCUUCCGGCAAUCAGUUGAGUUCAAAUGCAUGUGGUUCGGGUUGUAGUUCAAGUGCAAGUGGACGAAGUUCUGGAGCUGGUACUCCACCUGCUUUAAGAGUAUACAAUUUUGCAAAUGAACAAUGUGGAAUGGUCGAUGAAUUGAAUGCUGUUUGUAGAGAUGUAGCUGCGCUUACAUUUAAUAAUACUGAUUUUUAA
Molecule: messenger RNA, 1962 nt
Organism: Dracunculus medinensis (Guinea worm)
Lineage: Eukaryota; Metazoa; Nematoda; Chromadorea; Rhabditida; Dracunculidae
Source: the annotation of a GenBank genome assembly